AAAAGGUUUCGAUGGGUGGAAACCUGCCAUUUGGAUUCAGACGACGUUGAGCGAGGUUGAUCGUUGAGUUUUCAACGUAAUAUCGUGUAAUAAGUAAACAACUGAAGAAACCAGUGUGUGCGAGGAUGUCCUGUCUAACAGUACCGAUGUUAAAAUUUUACAACGGCAAUGAAGUACCAGCCGUUGGUCUGGGCACAUGGAAGUCUAAACCAGGUGAAGUCACCCAAGCAGUCAAAGAUGCUAUUGAUAUUGGCUACAGACAUUUUGAUUGUGCUUACAUUUAUGGUAAUGAGAAGGAAAUUGGGGUAGCCAUAGAAGCAAAAGUAAAGGAAAAUGUCGUAAAGAGAGAGGACUUGUUUAUAACUAGCAAGCUGUGGAAUACUUUCCAUCGACCUGAUUUAGUUGAAUCAUCCAUCAAGCAGACGCUAGCUGAUCUUGGUCUUGAUUACCUAGAUCUCUACUUAAUACACUGGCCAGUCGGAUUCAAAGAAGGUGAUAAUCUUUUCCCUAGAAAUGCUGAUGGUAGUACCAGCUUAAGUGAUGUAGAUUACAUUGAUACUUGGAAGGCCAUGGAGGCUGUAUUAAAAAAAGGUCUGACGAAGAACAUUGGAAUUAGUAAUUUUAAUUCCCAACAAAUUACUAGAAUACUCGAGAAUGCGACAAUUAAGCCUGUCACGAAUCAGAUUGAAUGUCAUCCAUAUCUAAUACAGAAGGAGCUGUCAAACUUUUGCAAGGAAAAGGGCAUCCUUAUUACAGCCUACAGUCCACUUGGAUCACCAGAUCGGCCAUGGGCCAAACCAGACGACUCGAAACUUUUGGAAGACAAAACAUUAUCUCAGAUUGCCAAAAAGUACAACAAAACACCUGCGCAAAUUCUUAUACGUUAUCAGUUGGAACGUGGUCAUAUUGUGAUACCAAAAUCAGUCACGCGAUCUCGAAUUCUUGAAAACAGCGAAGUAUUUGAUUUUACAUUAAAAUCUGAAGAUAUCGAGUAUAUCAAUACUUUUGAUUGUAAAGGAAGAAUCUGUCCUUUGACUGGUUCGGAAGCCAGCCCUUAUUACCCGUUCAAUAUUCCAUUUUAAGCGACUAAACAGACAUUUGGAAUCAAUGGUUGAUAUAAUACACGCUCAUGCGCAUAUAUACAUCAAUUACGUACACAUCUUGGAGUAAAAUACAUAUUUUGAAAUGUUUGAAACAGUGCUGUUGGUCGCUGUUGUUAUUACAAAAGAUUUGCAAAAUCAACAUUAAUGUACAAAUGUGUGACCAGAACCAGAAACUAUAAAAUUAAAACCAACAAUUAUUUUCUUGAAAUAGAUAUAUCUUUGAGACAGA
Molecule: messenger RNA, 1332 nt
Organism: Harpegnathos saltator (Jerdon's jumping ant)
Lineage: Eukaryota; Metazoa; Arthropoda; Insecta; Hymenoptera; Formicidae
Product: aldose reductase
Exons: 5
Coding region: 126-1082 (318 amino acids)
Molecular function (GO): oxidoreductase activity
Source: RefSeq, a predicted model, not a curated record